Molecule: messenger RNA, 686 nt
Organism: Hemibagrus wyckioides
Lineage: Eukaryota; Metazoa; Chordata; Actinopteri; Siluriformes; Bagridae
Gene: rnf7
Product: ring finger protein 7
Exons: 3
Coding region: 55-399 (114 amino acids)
Biological process (GO): ubiquitin-dependent protein catabolic process; protein ubiquitination
Cellular component (GO): nucleus; Cul5-RING ubiquitin ligase complex
Molecular function (GO): cullin family protein binding; ubiquitin protein ligase activity; zinc ion binding
Source: RefSeq, a predicted model, not a curated record
UAGAGGGAAAAUAAAAUAACACGGCGGCCAUUUUGUAAAUGUUGCUCUCGGGCCAUGGCGGAGAUGGAUGACGGCGAUGAGCCGGGUUUAGUGCACGCGCAUAGCGGUUCAUCGUCUUCAUCCAAGUCAGGGGGAGAUAAAAUGUUUUCUCUCAAGAAGUGGAACGCGGUGGCGAUGUGGAGCUGGGAUGUCGAGUGUGAUACUUGCGCCAUAUGUAGGGUGCAAGUAAUGGAUGCGUGUUUAAGAUGUCAAGCAGAAAACAAACAGGAGGACUGUGUUGUUGUAUGGGGAGAGUGCAACCACUCCUUCCAUAACUGCUGCAUGUCUCUGUGGGUGAAACAAAACAACCGGUGUCCACUAUGCCAACAAGACUGGGUUGUGCAGAGGAUUGGCAAGUGAAGAUGUCCUCUCACAUAUCCACCGUGUUCCUCAUCUACGCUGACCUCGUCUUGCUCUAGGACACACAGGACUGAAUCUUCAGCUGUGCAACAUAACUCCAGUGUGUAUGUUUGUGACUGUAAAACGGAGUGUGUGGACUUUACCAGAACUGCAGCUGACAGUGCUCUGCCUCUCAGUCCUAUAGUGAAACACAUGAGACUGAAGCACCGUACGUUCUCACUGCAGCGUCUGAAAGGUGUGGUGAAUGUCUGUUUAAAUUAUGUUGGAAUAAACAGUUCAAUAAUAAA